Parasteatoda tepidariorum (common house spider) is the source of this 1578-nucleotide messenger RNA. NCBI's taxonomy places the organism in Eukaryota, Metazoa, Arthropoda, Arachnida, Araneae, Theridiidae. The record is from RefSeq and is a predicted model, not a curated record.
UUAUAAGCUUAUCAACAUCGUUUUUUUUUCCCCAUGGAGCAAUUGCUAAAGCCAGAACGUUUCGAUGUGGACCCAACGAGUUCGGGUGCAGAAACCAAAUGGAAACAUUGGAAACGGACUUUCACGAACUUUGUUACCAAAAUACCUAAUGUUAACGACGAAGGUAAGCUUUCGCUCUUAUGCAAUUACAUCUCCGCGACUGUAUUUUUAAGUAUCAACGAUGCGGGAAACUAUGACGAUGCUAUAUCUACCCUGGACUCUCUAUAUAUCGUACGUCGCAACGAAAUCUUUGCUAGACAUUGUUUAGCCUCCAGAGGUCAACAAACAACAGAAACAGUCGGAGAAUACUUACAAAUCUUAAAACAACUCAGCAAGGACUGUGAUUUCAAGGCUGUCACAGCAGAACAAUACAAAAACGAGUACGUACGUGACUCAUUUAUUCGGGGUCUAAAAAGCUCUCGCAUCAGGGAACGACUGCUGGAAAACACAACUAUAAGCUUAAAUGAUGCUUUCGAUCAAGCUAGAUCUUUGGAAUUGGCAGAGCUGCACUCAGCAUCCUAUCUGACCGUACAGACACCAAUGCACACAGCUGCAGCUGAUUACGCUGAAAGAAACAGAGAAACUCGGCCCUUUUCUGAAGGAAAUACUUUACUGGAGCAAGAGCACCUUGCUGCCGCAACUCCAUCACGAUCAAAUGCCUGUUUUUUUUGUGGAAAUGAUCGCCACCAACGAAGUAUCUGUCCCGCUAAACAUGUAACCUGCCGUAAUUGUGGCAAGAAAGGACACUACCAACGAGUAUGCAAAUCAAAACAACAACGUAAUACGAGCGAAGUAGGGACAUCUGCACACAUCUUAGCCUCUCUUUCAUGUGCUGCUCCUAGUUGCCUACAAAAGUCGUUAGCUACAGUGACUGUUAAUGGUGUGAAACUUCAAGCUUUAAUUGACACGGGUAGCUCCCUCAGUUUUAUAAACUCCCGUCAUAUAACAACAUGCCGGCUUAAAGUAGUACCAUAUCUUGGUAAGAUCACAAUGGCAAAUUCUGCAAUGACAUCAGAAAUUGCUGGACGUUGUAUCGUGAGCAUUGAGGUCCAAACUCAUCGCUAUGAAGGAAUAGAAAUUCUAGUCAUGAAAGACUUGUGUGCUGAUCUCUUAAUCGGGCAUGACCUCUUAAAACUUCACUCAUCAUUGAUUGUUAACUUCGAGGGAAGCAAACCUCCACUGGAAAUAUGCUCUGUAGCUGUUGCUAAGGUAGAUCCUGUAUCUUUAUUCGCCAACUUAACUCCAGAUUGCAGACCAGUGAUCACUAAGUCGAGACGACACACUAUAGAAGACCAACAGUUUAUUGCGGCAGAAGUUAGAAGACUGCUAACAGAAAACAUCAUUGAACCCAGUCACUCACCUUGGCGAGCUCAAGCAUUUGUGAUUAAAGGUGAAAAUCGUAAGCCCAGAAUGGUCAUUGAUUAUUCAGUAACCAUAAACAAAUUUACCUUGCUUGAUGCUUAUCCUCUUCCUAAAAUUGAGGAACUUAUUUCCAGAAUAUCCCAAUAUGAAAUAUUCAGUAAAAUUGACUUAAAGAGU